Messenger RNA from Biomphalaria glabrata, 4812 nucleotides. Its product is annotated as spermidine synthase-like. Gene Ontology annotation, cellular component: cytosol. The transcript is spliced from 9 exons. The record is from RefSeq and is a predicted model, not a curated record. The coding region runs from base 628 to 1521 and encodes 297 amino acids. Lineage: Eukaryota; Metazoa; Mollusca; Gastropoda; Planorbidae. Gene Ontology annotation, biological process: spermidine biosynthetic process. Gene Ontology annotation, molecular function: spermidine synthase activity.
AAAGGUUGAGAACCGCUGGUCUAGGGAGUAUUUUGAGUGCAAAAUUUUCUCUAAGAGGUAAAUAAUUAAGUUAGGGAUCUUAGAGGUCCAACAGCUCAUGAGGUUUAAAGCUUCUCAAAAAACUUCAAAUAAAACUUAUAGAAUUGUUGGUAUAUAGGACAUUUUUUCUUAUUGCUUUAGGCAGAUAGAUGGUUAUUAGAAAAGUGAUAAAGUAAUCACAUAUUUUGAACACAAAUGUAGAAUUCAUUUCAUGCCACCACCUAAUUUUUUUUUUUUUUUUUGAAUUUAGUAUUUUGAUGAUAUUUAGCUAAAGAGUCAACUGAAGUGAUCAAUAUUAGAGAUCAAUAUUAUCCUGUUCCCAUUCAGCUGAAUCCCAAUGCUCAUAAUAAGGCUUUGUCAUGUUACUGUUUUUGUUUCAAGCCAGCUGUGCUAGGUCACUUGAUUAUUGGACCUGCUGUGUUAACACUUUUGUCAUUCAAUGAAUUUGAUACAACUGUUUCUUUUUUCUAAAUUUCCAUUGCUUGUGAGUCAGUUGCUCUAUAAGAUAUUCUGGAGCACAAAAAUAUUUUCUCUGGUUUUGGAGAACAAUUUGGAGAGUUUUGCAGGUGAAUUACGUAAUCAGACAAAAUGAAUGCUAUCAAAGACGGAUGGUUUAGUGAAGUAAACGAGUUAUGGCCUGGUCAGAGUAUGUCUUUGGAAGUGGACAAAGUUUUAUAUCAUGAGAAAAGCAAAUACCAAGACAUUUUAGUCUUUAAAAGUAAAACUUUUGGCAAUGUCCUAGUCCUUGAUGGUGUUAUUCAAUGUACAGAAAAAGAUGAAUUCUCCUAUCAAGAAAUGUUGGCACAUCUGCCUUUAUGUUCACAUAAAAAUCCCAAAAAAGUGUUAAUCAUAGGGGGUGGGGAUGGAGGAGUGGCAAGAGAGGUUCUCAAACAUGAAUGUGUAGAAGAGGUACACAUGUGUGAAAUAGAUCAGUAUGUUGUCGAAGUCAGCAAGAAGUAUCUACCAGGGAUGUCUACAAGUUUUUCCAACCCAAGACUGCACCUACACAUCAUGGAUGGCUUUGAAUUUAUGGGCCAACACCAGGAAGAGUUUGAUGUCAUCAUAACAGACUCCAGUGAUCCCAUUGGGCUUGCAUCAUCAUUAUUUGAGAAAAAUUACUAUGAACUCAUGAAAAAGGCUCUGAAACCAAAUGGAAUAGUUUGCAGUCAAGGAGAGUGUAUGUGGAUUCAUAUAGACCUCAUCAAGAACAUGCUAGAUUUCUGUGACACGUUGUAUCCGUCAGUGGCUUAUGCCUACACAUCCAUUCCAACUUAUCCGUGUGGCCAGAUUGGUUUUGUAUUAUGCAGUCUUGACCCAGAAAUAGAUUUUGAAAAUCCAUCAAGGAAAUUUUCCUCAGAAGAAUUGACUCUGUUAGAAAUGAGAUAUUACAACACAGAUAUGCACAGAUCUUCAUUUCAAUUGCCAGAAUUUGCUAAAAGGGCUUUAAAAUGCAAGACUACAAAAGGAAAGAAUGGUAUUUGAAGAAGAUAUGUUGCUGUGUGAUAACUUUAUAUAUAAAUCUUUCCUUUGCUUUUAACAGAUUUUGUCAUUCUCGCAUAAAUACCUCUUACUUCUAUUCUAUACAAUGUGAAACUUUUGUUCUUCAUUCCAUGUGUCUUGACACUCAGCAGUGGAGCUGCUGUGUGAUAGUUUAAAUUAACUCUAGUCUUUGGCUUGUGCAAUCAGCAAACAAAAUGCACAUCACUCUAUAGAUGCGAAGAUGCUAGUCUGGUGAUUGAGAAAUAUGUGCUCAAGUUGUCUGUGAGACUGUGGACCUUUUCAUUAUGUACUUCCUUUAGUUUUCUUUAGUGUUGCAUCAGCUUUUUUUUUUUAACAGAUGUUCCUUAAGUUUAUUAAUAGCAAUUUUUUUUUAUUAGGGACUAAAAUAUAAUAAUAAUAAUAAUAAUCCUUAUUAUUCAUAAGGAAAUUUGUCUUACAAUUUGUGCAUUACACCAAACAAAAUAUUAUGACUAUAUAAAACCAAAGUGUACAUUCACUCCAGAUUCACUCAUAAUUUACAUAUAUAGUCUUUGAGUUUGAUCUAUGGAUUAGUCCAAGGCCCAUUCCCAUAUAGCUUCACAGCUUUUCUGGCCAGAAUACUAUUUGAAGCUCAUUGCAGUGGCAGUAACAGAACAUUAGUCUUCCUCAAAUGUUUUUACUUCCACUAAUGUGUAUAUACAUAUAGAGAAAGAUGUACUUAAAGGAUGACAAACUCUUCAAUGUUUAGUAGGCCUAAAUAAAUGCCUAAGGUUUAUUAACCCUGAACCUUGGUGUGUGUGCUUCCUAAAAUGUUCUUACCAUCAUAAUGUAACAUGAGAAAAUUAACAGUAAAGAUUACAUAAUUCUUAUGUUCUCAUUUGUUAAGGCAAUCUUUGUUUUAAUAAUGAAAGAUGUUCACAGUAAGUUUGUCCUUGAUAUCCAAUAUACCUAUGGCUAUAUAUUAAGUACUUGUAUGUUAACUAUAGUUGAAAAAUUAUGACAACAUAAACUGGAACAGUGGAAUUGGGUGGUCGAUACAUCUUGAUACUUUUUCAAAAGAUAAAUCUGAUGAUCCAAAGCAUGCCGAUGGAGGUUUGUUUUGUGGUAAAUGAACCGGCCAUUUUUUGUCUGGUUCACUUUUCUUCCAGACCUAGGGUCAUCACUUUUUCGCUGUCCAUAGCUUUCUUUGUCAUUCUCUCCUCAUAGUGCAGUCUAGGGCUAUGUCUUCCCAGUAGUCAACUCUGAUGUUUACAUGUGGGAGGUGUUGUGCCAGCCGCAAGUUGGCCAAAGAUGAUAACUAAAUGGAUUCAUUCAUCCUCCUUAGAGCAGACAUAACCAAGCCAAUGUUGCCUGGAGGUGGUGAGUCUACUGGGGAGACAUGAGACCUGUUAUAACUGAGGAUCCACAUUAGCUAGCUGUAGAAGGGUAUUUUUGAACUGCAAGUUGCAUAAGGUUAGUUUUAAGCUACAAGAAGUAGAUUAAUACAUGAAUGUGCAUACAUUUUUUUUCUUUUAAGGAACAUCUGAAAUCUUAAAGAAGUUAAUUUAUUUGGAACUGAUUACUGUCAUUAUUUCUUAUACUUAUAUUCAAUAUGUAAAUGUCUUUUUUUAUUUUUUUGGAGAGUAUCAGUCGUUUUACUUAAACAGAUUUUCUUAUUUAUGACUUGUCAUUACAGUUUUUUUUUUUUUUUUUUUUUUUUCAACUUCAAAUGAUCUAUUUUACCAUGACAUAUUAAUUCAGACCUUUAUGGGUAAGCCAGUUUUCUUUUUAUCACAUUUGCAUUAUUGUUUAAUCAUGUCCACCGUGAUAUAAGAGUGACUUGAAAAUCUUGUAAUUUUUAACCCAUAUGAAGGAAAUGUUUUAUGUAGUCAUCGAUUUCUUGCAUUUUUUGUGUCUAUAUUGAAAUGUUUUACAUUACAUUUUUUUGAUGUAAUUGAUGUGCAUUGUGAAGCUUGUUGUUAGUUCAAUUUAUUUUAUUGACAAUCUUUAUGUAAGGUACAUUGCAUUUGUAAUAAACGUUUUAGACUUUAGUCACUGCAUUUCAAUACCCUUAUAUAAUAGAUAUUAGUGAACUUUAUUUGUUUAACUGAUUUAAUUUUAUUUGUUUAACUGGUUAAAUUGUAUUUUUUUAACUGGACAUAUUUUGUUCAAUGUAUUGUUUUCUGAGUAUUAUUAUAUAGUGAAUAAAGGUUUCUUUCUUUUUUUUUUUAUUUUUAAAUUAUACCAGCUUUGCUAGAAAAUUAUUUUUUGCUAAUAUACAUUCAAAAAGCAAAUGAUUAAUACACAUGUCUACUAAUCUUCUUUUUUGAAGUAAUGUCUGUAAAAGAUAAGAUAAGAUAGGACAGAUGUAGUUUGGAAGUUUGAAGAGUUGAUUUGUGGCUGCUUUGUGUUUCUUUUGCAAGUUUUUUUUUUCCCCUUGCUGUCGGCUAUGUCAUGUUUCAAAGCCAGCUAUGCUCUCAAAAUCUUCAUGCCAUAAGGGUUUAUGAGGAAAUACUUUUUCUCAUCUAGAAAUGUUAAUUCAAUAUCUUAGGAGAAAUCUGAAAUGAUGUAUAGAGCUCUUGUUCACUUUUGCUGGCCUAGAGUUCCAAGAGCCGAAGGUAAAAGAAUGGACCGGGCUCUCUUCAUAUCCUACUAUGAAUGGCUGCCGACCGGGAAAAGUGGAGGGAUUUGAUUACGCGAACUGUCACAGCAACUCCUACAACGAAAAUCAAGGGACAUGAUAAUGAUAUUCUUUUUCAAAUGUUCUCACAGCUCUUAAAUAUAUUAUUUUUUCCAUACUACUCUCUUUCAAUAAAUGUAUUUGUCUAGUCAUCAUAGAUGACGUAAUUAUUGUCUUUUAUUUUUUAUUUUUUUCAAUGAAGAUCUGUAAUUUAUAUGAUAACAAUUGAAAUGCAUGUAGAUUGCUUUUGGCCCUUGAAGUUGAAAUUUAUAUUUCCAAUGAAAUAUGGGCAUUGGUAUUACGAUGAAAUACAGAGCACUGAGGAAUCUCCAGAAAUGGUUGUGUACCAGCUAUUUUUCUCUCACACUGUUUAUUUUCCUCUUUGAUCCACAACUCUUACUUUAAACAAGACAGUUGCUUCCCUUGUCUGUUGUCAUUUUUAAAAACCUGCACCUUUUUUUUUUCAUAAAACAAUAAAAAAAAAUUGAACUGUUUACUAUUCAGAACUUCUGCUAACCUUUUGAAGAGUUUAAAGAUUCGAACCCUUUUUGAAUGUUUACACAUAUUCAUUUUCUAACAAAUGUUUGAAUAAGGUUGUAUUUUUUAAAAUAAACUAGUGAUAUUAUUGUACUGUA